Messenger RNA from Sciurus carolinensis (gray squirrel), 4215 nucleotides. RefSeq names its product leukocyte immunoglobulin-like receptor subfamily A member 6. Gene Ontology annotation, biological process: cytokine-mediated signaling pathway. The coding region runs from base 69 to 2009 and encodes 646 amino acids. Gene Ontology annotation, molecular function: inhibitory MHC class I receptor activity. The transcript is spliced from 17 exons. The record is from RefSeq and is a predicted model, not a curated record. NCBI's taxonomy places the organism in Eukaryota, Metazoa, Chordata, Mammalia, Rodentia, Sciuridae.
GUCCCUCUGUCCUGCCAUAAUCUGUGACCUCCUCCAUCUGCACAGCCAGGACCUGGGGAGAGGACGCCAUGACCCCCACCCUCACGGCCCUGCUCUGCCUUGGGCUGAGUCUGGGCCCCGGGACCCGAGGGCAGCAAGGGACCCUCCCCAAGCCCACCCUGUGGGCUGAGCCAGGCUCUGUGAUCACCUGGGGGAGGCCAGUGACACUCUGGUGUGAGGGGACCCUGGAGGCCCAGGAGUACCGUCUGGAGAAAGAGGGAAGCUCAGUGCCCUGGGACACAAAGAUCUCACAGAAGACCAGGAACAAGGCCAAGUUCCCCAUCCCAACCAUGACACAGCAGCAUGCAGGGCGAUAUCAAUGCUGCUAUCACAGCCCUGCUGGCUGGUCAGAGCGCAGUGACACCCUGGAGCUGGUGGUGGUGACAGGAUCCUACAGCAAACCCAGGCUCUCAGCCCUGCCCAGCCCUGUGGUGACCUCAGGAGGGAACGUGACCCUCCAGUGUGGCUCACGGCAGGGAUAUGGCAGGUUUGUUCUCACUAAGGAAGGAGGACACAAGCUCACCUGGACCCUGGACUCACAGCAAGACUCCAGUGGGCAGUUCCAGGCCCAGUUCCCUGUGGGCCCCGUGACCCCCAGCCACAGCUGGACAUUCACAUGCUAUGGCAGUUACAGGACAACCCCCCAGGUGUGGUCAGAACCCAGUGACCCCCUGGAGCUCCUGGUCUCAGGGCUGUCCAGGAAGCCCUCCCUCCUGACCCAGCACAGCCCAGUCCUGGCCCCUGGAGAGAACCUGACCCUCCAGUGUCACUCAGACAGUGGCUAUGACAGAUUUGCUCUGUCCAAGGAGAGUGGACAGGACCUCCCACAGCUCCCUGGCCAGCAGCUCCAGGCUGGGCUGUCUCAGGCCACCUUCCUUCUGGGCCCUGUGAGAGGCUCCCAUGGGGGUCGGUACAGAUGCUACGGUGGACACAGGCUCUCCUCUGAGUGGUCAGCCCCCAGUGACCCGCUGGACAUCCUGGUCACAGGACAGCUCCCUGCCUCACCCUCCCUCUCAGUGCAGCCGGGUCCCACAGUGUCCUCAGGAGAGAACGUGAUCCUGCUGUGUCAAUCAAGGAUCCAGUGGGACACCUUCCUUCUGGUCAAGGAGGGGGCAGCUGAUCCCCCCCUGCAUCUGAGACCAGAGUCCAGAGCUCCAGGGUUCCAGGCAGAAUUCUCCAUGAGAGCUGUGACCUCAGCCCUGGCGGGAACCUACAGGUGCUAUGGGUCUCAAAGCUCAUCCCCCUACCUGCUGUCAUGGCCCAGUGCCCCCGUGGUCCUGGUGGUCUCAGGAGGCCAUGAGGAGCAGCCCCUCACCCCCACGGACCCAGGACCCCAGCGUGGACUGGGAAGGCUGCUGCAGGUUCUGGUCGGGGUCUCAGUGGCCUUCCUCCUGCUGCUCCUCCUGCUCCUCCUCCUCCUCCUCCUCCGGCAUCAGAGCAGACGCAGGAAGGCGGCCCAGACAGAGGCUGGCCUCCAGGGACCUGCAGGGCCCACAGAGGCAGAGCCCCAGGACAGCGGCCUGCAGAAGAGGUCCAGCCCAGCCGCUGCCGCCCAGGAACAACACCUCUAUGCUGCUGUGAAGGACCCGCAGCCCGAGGUCGGGGUGGAGCUGGACAGUCGGAGCCCACCUGACAGGGACCCCCAGGGAGCAACAUAUGCCCAGGUGAGGCACUCAGGACUCAGGAGGGUCGGGAGCUGCCCUCUUCCCCCACUGUCGGGGCACUUCCUGGGCACAGAGGAUGCAGAGGACAGACACAUGGACACUCAGGCUGCUGCACCUGAAGGUCCCCAGGACGUGACCUACGCCCAGUUGUGCAGCGUGACCCUCAGACGGGGGGUAGCUGCCCCCACUUCCUCCCAGGCAGAGCAGCCCCCAGCGGGGCCCAGUGUGUAUGCUGCUCUGGCCACACUCACCCGGGGGCUGCCCCAGAGGACUCGCACUAGUGACCCCAGCCAGCCAGCCACCUAACGCUCCAGACUCCAGAACUCCUGAGACUCGCCUGACUCAGCAUCAGAGAUGACCAACCUCCCUACGUCUUGCAAAUAAAUCCAGAGGUUUCUCAGUAAUCAGUGAGUGGACGGAGAGCCAAGCAGAGGGAGAGGUGUCUUGACAUGACUGACGAUGAUAAUGGGACACAUCGAACUGGGAAGUGAGACUAAGGACCUUGCUGGUUGUAUCAGGAUGCGGGUUUUGCUUUGGUUUGGUUUUGGUUUGGGUUUUUGUGUUUUUGUACCAGGGAUUGAACCCAGGGGUGCUUGCCCAGUGAGCCACGUCCCCAGCACUUUUAAUAUUUUAUUUAUAAAUGGGGUCUCACUCGUUUGCUAGACCUGGCUAAGUUGCUGAGGCUGGCCUUGAACUCACAAUCCUCCUGCCUCAGCCUCCCCUGUUGCUCUGAUAACAGGUAUGUGCCUCCACGCCCGGCUUGGAAAACUUUUUUUUGUUUGUUUUUAAUGAAUGAACUAAGCUAGUCUAUCAAGAGUUUAGAAGAAGAAUAACAAAUUACUCCAAAUGCAAGUAAAGUGAAAACGAUAAGGUUAGUUACUAUUUGGAGGAAAAAAACAACCCUGCUGUACGUUUGAGUGUGAGAACAGCAAGAUAGCAGACAGCAGGGCACAUUCUACACACAUUUCAAAGAGAAAACAGCAGAACAUCGUGUGUAUUAGAAGACGUCCGUCGAAUCGGCAAAAUCCCCUCAUAUACAAUUUGCCAAGUGAACAUAAAGUAAGCAGAACAUCUGAACUCUCUCCUGCACAUUCGAUAGACUGUGCCCGUAGUCUAGCGGUUUCCCCAGGGAUGGAGUUGGGGAGCUUUGCUGGGGGUCUCUUCCAAAGCCUGAGGCACUUGGGAAACACGCACACAGCCCAAUCUUACACACGCUGCUUCUGAGACUAGAACGCGGAACUGCAACCCAACACACGCCCUCAGAGCAGCAGAAAAUCAACAGCGAAACCUGGCAAGGCAACAAGCGAUGGGCUGCCCCAGCAGAGGCCUGGCUACACCUGAGGCACCGCAGAGGAGGGUCCCAAGUCUAUCAUCGGCUCCGGGCUCUGGACACGGAGCAGGGCAAACCCGGGCUGCAAUCCUGCGCAGCCUCCGCCAGGUUACCCCGCUCCUGGGUCUGCGCUGGGAACCUUCAGGUGACAUCAGAGCCACACUGAGGGCCAGCUUCUCUCCAGGGCCACCGCCACCUGGCUGCACUGAGGAGCCCCGAGCCUCCUCCCCAGCAUCCUCCUACCUGGAGCUACACCUGCGUAGCUCCGUCCACUCCUGUGGACAGCAGGAGCUCUGGGAGCUGUGGUCUGCACCUGGACUGUCCCCUCAAGGCUUGGUCCCCAGGGGGCACUACUGGGAGGCGGGGAGCGUGGGGAGCUGGGCCUGGUGGGAGGUCUCCCACUCACUGGACACGUGCCCUGGACGGGGGUCCUGGGACCCCGCUCCUCCUCUUCCUCCUUCACUCCUGGACAGGAGGCGAGCACGGCCCCCCACCGUCCAUCGUGUUGGCUGCCCUGUCACGGACCCAAAGCCUUGGGGCCAGUCCACCCAAGACCAGAACCUGCAGCACUGUGGGCCUCGAGGGGCUCUCCACAGACUGACCAUCUCAGGCAUUUGCUCCAGUUACCGUGCUGACUCACGAGGGGCCAGGCUGGGGACUUCCCGCCUGAGGGCAGGAGCCCCAGAAGGGAGCCCAGCGGUAGGGACCCCUGAGGGACGCCUGUGCGUCCUCCUGUGACUGGGGCUCAGGGACCAGGGAAGAGGCCUGACGGGCCUGGAUGUCUGCGCCCAGGGUCCUGGGAGCCUGUGUCCUCCUUCCCUCGUCAGAAGCAACCGCCACAUCCCAGUGUGACUGCACCUUGCCAGGAGCUGCCGCUGCGCCUACGGCAGCAGGAGGAGGCGGGGGCUCCCUGGGGCCCUGGCGCUGGCGCCCAGGGUGGGGACAUGCCCGCUCCACCCCUUCCUGUGGGUGCAGGGGCUGUGACCCCUGUGACCAGGCACCCUGAACUCAAGGAGGACCUCGCGUGCCCUGGGGAGCAGGGAGCAGACUCCUCCAGCGCCCAGGAUGCCCUCUCCAGGUUUCCUCAGGAACUGAUCCUGUCCCACUGAGAGUAGAUUGGAAGCGGGGCGUGGUGGUGCACGCCUGUAAUCCCAGUGGCUCAGGAGGCUGAGGCAGGAGGAU